Messenger RNA from Arabidopsis thaliana (thale cress), 1535 nucleotides. Its product is annotated as AP2/B3-like transcriptional factor family protein. The transcript has 7 exons. Gene Ontology annotation, cellular component: nucleus. Gene Ontology annotation, molecular function: DNA binding. The record is from RefSeq and is marked reviewed. The coding region runs from base 116 to 1309 and encodes 397 amino acids. Lineage: Eukaryota; Viridiplantae; Streptophyta; Magnoliopsida; Brassicales; Brassicaceae.
UCUUCAUACAACAUUUUAGCUUUACUUUUUCUCUUUACUCUUCUCUCUCUCUUUCUCUUUCUCUUUCUCUUUCACUCGUUCUCUCUCACUCACUCUCUUCACACACAGAUCCAAGAUGGCCUCUUCAAUGGCUAGCAAUGAUUUCCAGCUCCCUCCACGUUUCUUCACUGUUUUCGUCUCCCAUUUCAGCUCAGAGUUCAUGGUGAUCCCAGUUUCCUACUACGAUCACAUUCCACAUCGUUUCCCCAAGACUGUGAUUCUCCGAGGACCUGGUGGAUGCUCCUGGAAGGUAGCGACGGAGAUAAAGGAUGAUGAAGUGCUUUUUUCACAAGGAUGGCCCAAAUUUGUUCGGGAUAAUACUCUUAACGAUGGAGACUUUUUGACCUUUGCCUAUAAUGGAGCUCACAUAUUCGAGGUCAGUAUCUUUCGCGGCUACGACGCAUGUAAAGAGAUUAGCGAAGUCACUGAAUUGGAAGAGGAAGAAGAAGACAGUGUUAUAUCUCUGAGCAGUGAAGACACAGACACUGGUGCUAAAUCUGAGAUGAAGAAUACAGUCCCGGAAGGCAGAGACAAAGGAAAGUCAAAAGUGGAAGUUGUGGAGGAUUCUGAUGACGAUGAGGAGGAGGAUAGUGUUUAUUCUGAAAGCAGUGAAGAAACAGAGACAGACACUGAUUCUGAAUUCAAGGUGGCCAAGCCAACAAUACCAAAAAGCCAGAAGAAAGGAAAGAAGAAAGAACAAGUUGUGGAGUCCUCUGAUGACGAGGAAGACGAAGAGGAGGACAGUGACAGUGAUUACAUUGAAACGUUUGGUCAAUUGGAUAUUGAAGAGAAUUCCAUCAGUGAGGAGGACAGUUCUUAUGCUCCUGAUAAAGAAGACACAGCCACUGCCUCUUUUGUCAAACCAAAGGUUGCAAAUAAGGUUGCUAAUCUGAAGAGGAAAGAGGCGGCAAAGAAGAGGAAGAAAGUCGAUCCCAUGAUCAAGAAUCCUGAGAGAUACCUCGAUGAUCCUAAGAAUAUCCAUUUCGAGACAAACGUGAAGAAUAGGUUAUACGAGCUGUUGGUUCAUGCACAACUGGUGAAAGACUAUUGCUUGAGGUUUGGAGACUAUGUUAACUACAUCGACAGGUUCGGGAAACUAAGUGCUAAAACAGCCAAAUGGAAGGAUCAGCGUGUUUGUAUCAAAAGAUGGAUGCGCAUAUGCAAGAGGAACAAGUUGAAGAAAGAAGACCGCAUUUUGUGUGAGCUCUUGCGCAAGGGAACUUUCGUUUACGCAAUCAAACUCCAUGUCAUCCGCGGUAAGGAUCUGUAGACGCUAGCAGUAUGAGUAGAGGAAGAGAUUUGGCUACUUAAUUAUCUCUCUGAUUUCCAUCUUGUUGUGUGAUCAAGCAAACUUAUGUGUUUCAUUAUUGUCUACUUCAGAUUGUAUGACCUUCUCUCUUGUUCUCUCAUGAAUCUAUUUCUGAAUACAAUAUCUAAUCUUUGAGCUAAAGUUUAACUCUUAAACCCUUGAAAGAGUAAAAAUCCUUGAAAAAAAA